AUGCAAGCUCCAGAACCACUCAAAGUGGACUUUUUGAAUGAAAAAGAAGCAUUAGAGUUAUUUCAUAUCAAAGUUACAGAAGAAACUUUAAACUACGACCCUAGGAUCAGAGACCUAGCAAAAGAAAUGGCAGCAGAGUGUAAAGGGCUGCCUCUUGCGUUAAUUGUGGUAGGAAUUGCCAUGGCUGGUGUGGAAGAUGUUAACGUAUGGGAGUGCUCAAAAAAUAAGUUGACAAGUUCUCCAUGGACCAAUACAGAUUUCGAGACAAAAUUUUUUUCCAUCCUUAAGUUGAGCUAUGAUCAGUUGCCGGAUGAUACUCAUAGAAAUUGUUUCUUGUAUUGUGCAUUAUAUCCAGAAGACUAUGAGAUUCGGGUCACUGAUAUCAUUGAUAAAUGGAUAGGGGAGGGGUUUAUCUGUAGAGAUAUGACAAAAAGCAUACAAGACAUUCGUUAUGAUGGUCAAUCUGUGAUUGCAAAGUUGAAGCUUUGCUGCUUGUUGGAGAGUGUUGAAGAUAAUGUUGAUUUAGGUCGUUCGUUUAAGAUGCAUGAUAUGAUUCGAGAGAUGGCAUUGUGGUUAUCUUGUGACCAAGAUAAAAGAAUUAAAAGGGUUCUUGUACAAGGAGAUGCGAUAACAACAUCCCAUGAUGAUGUUGAAAAAUGGAAAAUUGUUGAGAGGAUUUCAAUCAUGAAUAGGGGAGUACAGCAUGUAGCACCUGUAACUUAUCCUAAUUUAGUAACAUUAUUGUUGAGGCAUUGUGGUAAACAAUAUUUGCAAAACCUGAAAUGCAUGACCAAAUUAAAGGUGUUAGAACUAUGUUGUCCUGAUAUAUGUGAACUUGAAGAAAUUAGUGAGUUAGUUUUGUUAGAAUAUCUUUUUUUAACGAUAAAUGGAUUUGACUAUCCCAAGGAGUUGAAGGAGUUGAAGAAUUUGAAGAAUUUGAAGGUAUUCAAUUUGUCCUUGAGAGAUGGUAAUAUUGUAAAUAUUCCAUCGGGAGUGAUAUCAAGUCUUCGACAAUUAAGAGUGUUGAGAGUUUAUUACGACGGGGAACUUGAAAAAAAUGGUGAAGCAGAGGAAAAAUUCAUAGAGGAGGUGGAAUCUUUGCCAAAACUUGAGGAAAUAAAUGUUGGAAUAGAAACAGAAAAAGGCCUCAACAAGUUACUUCAGUCACGUAAAUUGCAAAAUUGUAUAUAUGCUCUUCGCCUCGGUGGUUUGGACACCAUAGAGAUGCCUUUAUUAUUGGCAUGCAUUUCAAAAAUGAAGCACCUCCAACAAUUGGGUCUGCUUGGAUUAUCUGGUUUGAAAGAUUAUUCUGGUAUUUAUGAUGACACUUAUUGUCUAAGGAUGCUUCAAAGCGUGCUUAUCUCUAGUUGCCAUUCCUUAAUGCAUGUCACAUGGCUCAAGCAUGCUCCACAUCUUCAACAACUUGUCAUUGGUGACUGUGCAUCAGUGGAAGAAGUGAUAAAGGAAGAUGAGAAUGAGGAUUCUUCUUGUGUAUUCUCUUCUCUUGUAAACCUACAUCUGUAUGGAAUGCCAAAGCUUCAGAGCAUCCAUAAGACCGCUUUGUCUUUUCCUUCCCUAAAAACCAUCAAUAUAGGAAGAUGUACAAAUCUGAAAAGGCUACCACUUCAUUCCGACUCUGCCAAACAACUAAUUAUCCGCGGACACGAAGAUUGGUGGAACAGUUUGGAAUGGGACGCCAAACACAAUUUCCAAUCAAAAUUUCAGCCCUUCACGUCAGAUGACGUCAACAUAAAUUUUCAAGAUUGGUUUACUGCUGGGGGAUUGGAUUUCCUCAUUGGUUCUUACGACUUCCUUGAUAAUGAUAUCACUGAAGGUUGAUUAGCUUCUUUUUAAAAUAAAUUAAAGGACCACCAAACAUGGUGUGUGUGUAUUAUUAUUGAUGUUUUUCUUAUUUUGCUUUCCUGUUUGUGUAAACUUUUUGAUUCACCAUUACACCCUUCUGUACGUACAGAGCAAUGGUCAUUGGUCAAUAAUCUAUUUUGCGUUUUUCCUUU
Molecule: messenger RNA, 2015 nt
Organism: Neltuma alba
Lineage: Eukaryota; Viridiplantae; Streptophyta; Magnoliopsida; Fabales; Fabaceae
Product: probable disease resistance protein At5g63020
Exons: 2
Coding region: 1-1839 (612 amino acids)
Molecular function (GO): ADP binding
Source: RefSeq, a predicted model, not a curated record